This is a messenger RNA of Zea mays, 1608 nucleotides long. Its product is annotated as acyl transferase 15. Lineage: Eukaryota; Viridiplantae; Streptophyta; Magnoliopsida; Poales; Poaceae. The transcript has a single exon. Bases 145 to 1476 code for a protein of 443 amino acids. The record is from RefSeq and is a predicted model, not a curated record.
ACAUGCCGGGUCGGAUCAGAUCAGAUCUAGGCGCGCAUGCAUGAGGCUUCGGCUAUAAAUAUAAUUGCUGGUUCGCAACGCCAGUAGCUCAAGAAAAUACAUACAUACAUACAUACAUACGGCCGGGGUCAGUAAACAUAGAAAAUGCACGGUGAAGCAAGCGCCCAGCGUAAUGAGUGGACUGCUGGUACCGUAGUGAUCACCAAGGCCUCACCGGUGGUGGUCCGGCCGUCGGAGUUGGAGCUGGGACGAACGCCAACGCCGACGCUGCCCGCCGGUGACUACACCACCGUUCCUCUAUCCUCUUUCGACAGACGCGUGCCUCCUAUGCCGGCCACCUCGCUGCUGGUGUUCGAGCGCACCAUCAACGAGCCCAUCGAGACGAUAAAGCGGGCCCUGUCCCGAGUGCUGGCUCACUACCGCCCCAUGGCCGGCCGCCUCGACGGUGCCGGCGGCAUCGCGUGCACCGAUGAGGGCGUGACGUUCGUAGGCGCGGCAGCCAGCUGUGCUCUCAAGGAGGCCACCACGACGGCGCUGCAGGAGAUGGACCUCGCCGUGUGCUAUCCCGGCUUGCUCUGCCGUGAUGCGGACCCCUUGCUUCUGGUGCAGGUGACAGAGUUCGCCUGUGGCGGCUUCGUUGUCGGGGUGACGUCGAACCACGUCGCCGCGGAUGGCCUCGGGAUGGCACAGUUCCUGCAGGCUCUCGGCGAGCUCGCGCGCGGGACCUGGCCGCCGUCUUGCAUCCCUGUCAGGAGCUGGGACGAGUCGCUCCCGGUCUCGUCAGCCAUCCCUGCUGCCAAGGGGAGCAUGGAGCAUCACGAGCCCCAGCAUCUGGCUACCCUCGACAUCGUCAUCCCGUCGGACCUGAUCAGCCGGAUCAAAGCUGACGGGUGCUGCUCGGUGUUAGACGCCGUCAUGGCGGUGCUCUGGCGCUGCCGCACUCGCGCGACCAUGUCGCCCGGCGACGCCGAAUCUCCCGCGCCGCUCAAGUUCGCCUGCAACAUGCGAGCGCACGCCGGGGCGCCGGCCGGAUACUACGGCAACUGCAUCCGCGUGCAGGUCGUCCCGGCGACGGCCGUCGUGGUGGCCAGCAGCGGCAUCGGACACCUUGUUGGGCUCAUCAGGCGCGCCAAGGAGAAGGUGCCGGACCUUCUGUCCACGCCUGGCAGCGGGGCGGCAGCAGAUCAUCAGGGACAUCAGGCGGCGCCGCCGACGUCGUCGCUCUGGUACGAGACGUUCACUGUGACGGACUGGAGGAACCUAGGCUUGGACACGGUCGACUUCGGCAGCGGGCCACCAGAGCGGGUGCUGCUGAGGCACGACAGGAGGGCAAUGGUGCCGGGCUGUGUGGUGUGCCCGCCGCGCAGGGCGAGGAGGCAUGGAUGCGAUGGGGUGGUCGUGUCGUCCAAGUUCGUCAAGCCACAACACGUCGAUGCUUUGCUUGCCGAGCUCGCGGCGCUGGCAACUUCAGGGUAGCGAGUGAAAUUAACAUGCAUCAAUAAUGUUGGAAACGGGUAAAAUAACGUGUGGGAGGAAGGAUGCGUACGACGUCGGAUAACGUGUGGAAGGGGAAUGCAAUAAAAUAUAAGUACCUAUUUCUUUAUUCUA